GCCGUGCCGUGUGUUCAUUGUAUCUAUGUGUCCUGUGUAUUGGAAACUUUAACAAUGUGGAUAUGGACCAACAAGAAACUAUUGAAGAGAGAAAACAGGGUGAUCCAUGAGCUUGGAGUAAAAUCAAGUACCCUACCUUUAAAUUAACACGACAUUGAGUAAAAUAAAGAAGAAUGGAUAUAUGCUUUCACUAUUGACUCCGGAUGGUACAGUACUGUAGCGAACAUACCGUUAACAUUUAUUACAAGUAUGAUGUAAAACAACGAGAUCAACGUGUACGUACCCGUGUUUGUAAAGGAAAGUGAGAGACCAACUAGAUGAGUAACCUAAGCCCAGGGGAGGACGCCGGCCAGGUUGCCGUGGCAACGGACACAGUGGAGGACAUCGCUAACAUAGAAACCACGUUCCUCGACCACACAGAAGAGGAACCGCUGCUCUUGCAAGAAACUGUGACGUCAGACAAAAAGCAUCUUCAUGAGCUGGGGGAUGUUCGGGAGCUGGGCGAUGCAACCCGGAUGAAACAGACCAAUGGUGUGGCAUCUGAUGCGGAAGGGGGUGUUUCUUUUGGCGUGGGUUCAACUCCCAAAGAGGUGGGCCAGUUUCAGAAAUCGGAGAAGGCGAAGAACAGAUCCGGUGCUGGAGAAAACGAGGUGCUGAUAGACGGGCUGGUGAGUUCGGAUUACGACCCGGUGUCGGAACCUUUGCUGGCUGACAAUGAGCGGGCGUCACCCCCGAGGGGGUCCGUCUCGCAGGUCCAGUCCCCCCAGCAGCAAGGGAGGACGGACGUGAAGCAGCAGGGCGUCUUCAAGAAGACGCCGAUGCCGAGGUCCCAGAGCCAGCCGCUGACGACCGACGAGGCUGUGUACUCGCAGUACUGGCGGGGUCAAGUCACAGUCAUUAAGUCACCCGAGGCGGUGCAGGCAGAGGCGUGUGUGAAACCUGACAAGGCUCCUCCACUGACCGAUGCCAUGUCCAGGUCUGGUAUCGCCCGCUCCAUCCUUAUGGGCAACAACAUCCUGGUGCUGGAGUGUCUGAGGCAGGGCGAAAGUCCUCACACCAUAUGUUCCAAAAGUGGGAUGUCCUUCCUCCACAUUGUCGCCACCAACGCCACCCCCGAGCAUGAGGUCAAGUACGUGCCCAUGGUGUUCCAGCUCUCCAACGCUGGCAUCAACCUAAAUGUCAAGGACAAGGACGGCAACACGGCCGUGAGGAUAGCGAUCCUCAGACGGUUACCUCAGAUACUGGCAGCUUUACUGAAAUGCGGUGCUGAGGUGGAAGAGAUGGACUUGGAGCUAGCCGAGCAAGUGAGGGGAGUGGCCAAGUCAGAUAUCCUGGAGAUCUUACGACGCCUUACACCGUCAUACUGGUCGGCUGUACAUGACGUCACACCGUACAAGGUUCACCGGCUGGUCAAAUCCUGGUCACGUGUCAAUCUCUCCCGCAACGGCCAGACCCUGGUCGAGUACGCCAAGCAAAACGCGAAAGAAGAAAGUGUGUCGAAGAUGUUGAUCGAACACGAGGCAUCCAUCGAACUGGCCCACGCUGUCAUGGCCGGGGACUCGGAGCGCACCCAGUUCUUGCUGUGUAACGGUGCGGCUGACUUGAACACCCGCGACACCUCGGUGAAAAACAACUGCUUCGAGCCGUUCUCCCCUUUGACCCUUGUCGGGGCGGCCAUUAAAUACGGUCACGUGAGCGUGCUCAGCGUUCUUCGCGACGCGGACAAGCGGAUCGCUUCCGGCUUGGCCAAACCCGCCAGCGAUUUUGAAGCCGGCGGCGACAGAAGAGCGAUGCGCCCGGACCGGGUGCGUAAAACGCAAUCGUACGAUCUGGCGAGCAAUACUGUGUUCCACUACCGCAGUGAUAACGGAGGAUCGUGUGAAAUGAGAGAAAACGAUGCGGUGACGUCGUCUUUGUGUAACAUACUGUAAAGAUUAGAAAAAAAAAACAGUUCUAAACACAUCAAUAUCAUGGAAGGAGUACCCGGAAUGUUGGUGUUUGUUGAUAGAGUCUAAGUCUGAAGUCAUACUCAUACAUUCGUAUAUUACGGCAAUACCUUAACCCUAAUCAAAACACGGUCCCUUGUACUUACUUAACCUGACAAAAAGUCUAGUCUUAGAACCCCUAACCCUAAUCCUAUUGACUCUGUUACUGGAACCAGAUUUACGAAUACAUUUCUUUGGUUAAUGAAUUGGGACAAUAUUUUUUUAUGAACAAAAAGAUUUAUUUUUUUU
Messenger RNA from Physella acuta, 2234 nucleotides. RefSeq lists its product as uncharacterized. The record is from RefSeq and is a predicted model, not a curated record. Gene Ontology annotation, molecular function: protein binding. Lineage: Eukaryota; Metazoa; Mollusca; Gastropoda; Physidae.